CAAGGAUCUCCUAGGUGCUGCUCGCAGUGAUGACAGAGGGACAAAGCAACAUGCAACACUUCUCUGACUCCAAAUUGAAUCCGAGCAUGCCACGCUCUCCGCCAGCAGCUGACUCAUACCAGCAGGGCUGCAUCAGGAUGACUCUGGAGAACUCUGCUCUCUGGAAGUCCUUUCACGGCUCUGGAACAGAGAUGAUUAUAACAAAGCACGGAAGGAGAAUGUUCCCGCACUGCAGCGUCAGCCUCUCCGGUCUCCAGCCUUUUGCCAACUAUGUCGUCCUGAUGGACAUGGUCCCUCUGGAGAGCUUCAAAUACAAGUGGAAAAAUGAGCAGUGGGAGGUCGCAGGGAAGGCAGAGCCCCUGCCCCCGUGUCGGACGUACAUGCACCCAGACUCGCCCGCCACAGGAAGUCACUGGAUGAAGCAGUCGUUGUCUUUCCUCAAGGUGAAGCUCACCAACAACACCCUGGACCAGCACGGCCACAUCAUCCUACACUCUAUGCACCGCUACUACCCGAGGUUUCACGUGAUACAAGCGGACAGUCCGUACACGAUCCGCUGGGGCCCCUUUCAGACGUUCUGCUUUCCAGAGACGACGUUCACUGCGGUGACGGCAUACCAGAACCCAAAGGUCACCAAAUUGAAGAUUGACCACAACCCUUUCGCUAAGGGUUUCAGGGAAGGAGGCACCCAUUCUCACAGUAAGAGGUGUCGUUCAAAAGGAAGUCCUCCUGCAAAGAGAGCCUUGCUGGACAUAAAGCCUCAUUGUCACACAGCACCAGACCUGCAGAGGAUGCCCUCCACCUCUCAGACGCAGCAGGCAAAGAAGAAGCACCAGGCGUCUGCUCAGCACUCACCAAAGGGGAGUCACCCUCCAGCCUGGGAUCCAGAGCAGCAGGACCCAGCUGAGAGUUUACACGCCGUCGAGCCCCUGGAGCUGCACGAGUACGAGUACAGCUGCGAGGAACAGAUGGUGCCUGCGUCCGUGACGUACCAGCCCUACAGAUCUGCGGAGUACGCCAGAUUCCCAUUCCCGUCCACCGACGGCGACGCGGCGCUCUCUCUCGCCCACCCCCCGCCUCAUCUGCCCGCCACAGCGGAACACGGCACCCAGCAGCACACCUACCACCACCACCACCGCCACCAUCAUCAUCAUCAUCAGCAGCAGCAGCAGCAGCAGCAGCAGCACCAUGGCAACGCAGCAGACUGGAGCCAGCACCCGCUCUUUUCGUACUCCUGUUGGUGAACUUUGACUCAAGGAGGAGGAAGCCACUCCAGCCGCGGAGGAAAUGAUGAGAUAUAUUUUCUGGGGCCACCAAACAAUUUUGCAGAAUUUUUUACCAGGUUUUUGGAAGUGUAUAGUUUAUCUGUUUAAGAUAACGCACACAUUUGCUCUUGACAUGAUUUAUUUUGUAAAUUGGUUUGUGUUUAAAGCAUUUACGUUUUUUAAAUUUUUGUAUAUACUGUAUGUUCCAGGUCCAUAUUGCUUUAGUUCUCAAUAAAAAAAAAAGAGUAGCCGUAUGUGUUUUGAAAUCGACCAUAUAUUCAA
Solea senegalensis (Senegalese sole) is the source of this 1547-nucleotide messenger RNA. Its product is annotated as T-box-containing protein TBX6L-like. The transcript has 9 exons. Gene Ontology annotation, cellular component: nucleus. NCBI's taxonomy places the organism in Eukaryota, Metazoa, Chordata, Actinopteri, Pleuronectiformes, Soleidae. Gene Ontology annotation, biological process: cell fate specification; positive regulation of DNA-templated transcription; pattern specification process. The record is from RefSeq and is a predicted model, not a curated record. Bases 30 to 1244 code for a protein of 404 amino acids. Gene Ontology annotation, molecular function: RNA polymerase II cis-regulatory region sequence-specific DNA binding; DNA-binding transcription factor activity, RNA polymerase II-specific.